Molecule: messenger RNA, 2521 nt
Organism: Cololabis saira (Pacific saury)
Lineage: Eukaryota; Metazoa; Chordata; Actinopteri; Beloniformes; Belonidae
Gene: sugp1
Product: SURP and G patch domain containing 1
Exons: 14
Coding region: 109-2019 (636 amino acids)
Biological process (GO): RNA processing
Cellular component (GO): nucleoplasm
Molecular function (GO): RNA binding
Source: RefSeq, a predicted model, not a curated record
AGUACAACUCUCAUUCAUGAAGCCUUUAGCUUCCCCGGCGCUCACAGAGGCCCUAUUGUCGUCUGCAAGCGUUGUUCCUAAAUACAUUUUUAUUUUUUUGCUACGGCAAUGGACUCUGAUGAUUCAGGGAGAGGAGGAUGGAGGACCAAACCAGUCCAGCAACAGAAAAACAAGAUGAAUAUGAAUAUUCUUCGUCAAGAAAAGCUGAUUGCUCAGAAGAAGAAAGAGAUUGAAGCCAGAAUGGCAGAGCAAGCAAAAAUGAAUGAGCAGCCUAAUAACAAACCUCUGCCGCUAAGCAGUGCUCCCAGUCCACAAGGGCCUUCCUCCAAUAAGUUUGUAAAUGAUGGAAGCUUCUUACAGCAGUUCAUGAAGAUGCAGAAGGACAAACCAAAUGUGUCUGGUUCCCCUAGUGAUACCAAGAUGUCCUCAGUUUCCACUUCAUCCCCAGGAAGUACUGUUUUACAAAAAAAGAACACAUUUGUUGGCCAGCGGCCUGGCGUCGGAGUUAGCAAAAUGCUUAGUCAGUUUAGGAGCUACUCACAGUCCAAGAGGAAUCCAAUUCUCAGCCAGAGGCCAAGCGUGUUUUCGUCUCCAGAUGAUGAUGAUGAUGACGAGGAGGAGGCUGAUUACGCCAGUUUCUUAGAAAUAAAAGUCUCUCCCCCAGAGGAUUCAGACACCAGACUCAUUAUUGACAAGAUGGCCUCUUUUGUGGCGGAAGGAGGACCUGAGCUAGAGAAAAGGGCCAAAGAAGACUACAAGGAUAAUCCUGUUUUUUCCUUUUUAUAUGAUAAGGGCAGCUUGGCGUAUCUGUACUACAGAAAAAGAGUUGCAGUAUUGAAGAAAUAUUUGGAGGGAUCUAAGAGGGCAUCGGAGAAUGUCUCCCCCCCAGUGGAUGCAGAAACCCAGCAAAUGGUUGAAAACCUGGCCAGAUUUGUGGCAAAGGGUGGCCCUGAGGUGGAAGACAUCGCUAUUGAGCGCAACCGAGACAACCCUGCCUUCAGUUUUUUGUAUGAUAUCCAAAGUCCAGCUCACCGUCUCUACAAAGAGAAGCUAGCGGAAUAUCGAGCCACAUCCUCCCAGAGUUCUUCUCCUCCAGCAGCAGACUCCAGAACUGAUGUUCAGAAACCAAGUGUUCCUCCAGCACCAGAAAUCCUUCCAAACAAUGUACCUACGUCUCAUAAUGAGGAUUCAGAAACGCCACCUGUCAAACGGAAAAGAAAGAGUAGAUGGGGGUCUGAAGAUGAUAAAGUCCAGUUGCCAAUUCCUCCUAUAGUAAUUCCUCAGGAGUCUAACGUCCAAGACCCCACCACACCAUCCCUUUCCGCCCAGGAGCUAAGUGGUCUUGGUUAUAAGAAGGGGAAGCCGCUUGGUCUGGUUGGAGUGACUGAACUAUCUGACGACCAGAAGAGACAGAUCAAAGAACAACAAGAGAUGCAGGAGAUGUAUGACAUGAUCAUGAAGCAUAAGCGUGCAAUGGCAGACAUGCAGAAGAUGUGGGAGAAGGCUAUUCGAGAUCACCAACAUGAGUAUGACAGUGAUGAAGAAGUGGAUCAAAUGGCUGGCACCUGGGAACAUCAGCUAAGAAAGAUGGAAAUGGAGAAAACACGGGAGUGGGCCGAGUCUUUGACGGAGAUGGGUAAAGGGAAACAUUUUAUUGGUGACUUCCUACCCCCUGAAGAACUUGACAAGUUCAUGGAGACCUUUAAAGCACUCAAAGAAGGUCGGGACCCAGACUACUCCGAGUACAAAGAGUUUAAAUUGACGGUGGAGAAUCUUGGUUUCCGAAUGCUCAUGAAGAUGGGCUGGAAAGAAGGAGAUGGUCUUGGAAGUGAUGGACAAGGAAUCAAAGCUCCUGUUAACAAGGGAACUACAGCUAUGAAUGGAGCAGGUUUUGGUGUUGAACGUCCAGCUGAGCUUUCGAAAGGUGACGAUGAAUAUGAUGCUUUUAGAAAAAGGAUGAUGCUUGCUUACCGCUUCAGACCUAACCCACUGAAUAAUCCACGAAGACCAUAUUACUGAUGUUUAUACUUUGUAUCGUUCUUUAAAACGUAAAAGCUACUCUCUGCAGCUCCCUCUGAUCUGCCUGGUGGUGAAGUGGACACUGUUUGGCUGUAUCAAUCUCUUUAAGUGUGUGUGUGUGUGUGUGUGUGUGUGUGUGUGUGUGUGUGUGUGUGUGUGUGUGUGUGUGUGUGUGUGUGUGUGUGUGUGUGUGUGUGUGUGUGUGUGUGUGUGUGUGUGUGUGUGUGAGAGAGAGAAAGAGAGUGAGAGAGAGGAAAUGGAAAGGAUGAAGCCGAAAAUUUAACACAAAUAUUAAUUCAGGAAAGUAACUGCUUUCUUUACAUAUUUGCUCACUGUUUUGUUACAUUUCAGAUUUUGUUCUGUUAAUUCUUUGCACUCCUAGCUGAAGAACAGUUCAGUACAAGUCCAAAUCUGCUUUGAGUAGGAUCCUCACUGUGCUAUAAGUGUUAUCUCCUUUCACUAUAUAUUGUAUUGCUCACAAUAAAAACAUCCUCUUACUUAA